This is a messenger RNA of Penicillium digitatum Pd1, 1155 nucleotides long. Its product is annotated as cytochrome b5 reductase family protein. Gene Ontology annotation, cellular component: mitochondrion. Lineage: Eukaryota; Fungi; Ascomycota; Eurotiomycetes; Eurotiales; Aspergillaceae. Gene Ontology annotation, biological process: cytochrome c-heme linkage. The record is from RefSeq and is a predicted model, not a curated record. Gene Ontology annotation, molecular function: oxidoreductase activity; FAD binding.
AUGAAAAAUUUAUCCUCUUUAUGCUGUAGACGCAGCCAAGGUCUUGGAGCUGUAGCUCGACCUAUACGCUUUGCUUCAACCUCGGCAACCCCAACGUCACCAAACUUCUCCCGCUCCAACUCGCGCCGUUGGCUAAGUAUCGUCUUCGUGGGCGUAACAGCAGCAGGUGCUGGCGCCUAUAUCAGAUCUCAAAACACUUCCUCUGCAACUUUGAACCCUGAAACCUUUACCAAAUACAGCCUUGUGUCACGCGAGCCAGUGUCAGCAACCAGCAGCCUCUUCACGCUGCGACCACGCAAACCCAGCGACACCAACUACGAUGUUUACGAAGACGCAUGGCAGACAGGCGUCUGGAGUGUGAUGUUCAAGCAACCACAAUUACAAAUCGGACGAGAUUACACCCCGCUACCUACGACGGCGGCGACGUCGCUAAGCGUCGACGACGAGAAUGAGGGAUGCCUGCGGUUCUUUAUUCGGAAGGAUCCCUUUGGAGAGGUUUCGCGCUAUUUGCAUAACAUUGACGUAGGCGCUGAUGUCGAGAUGCGUGGCCCCAAGAUCGAGUGCGCGAUCCCGAAGGAAACGGAGGACAUACUUUUCAUUGCUGGAGGGACGGGGAUUGCACCAGCUCUUCAGGCUGCGUAUUCUCUUUUGAAUCGCAAGCACACCGAGCGUCGGCCGAGGAUUCACAUCUUGUGGGCGAAUCGGUUGAAGGAUGACUGCGCUGGUGGUCACAGUGACUCGCUGAAGCCGCAGCCACGCCGGGGCUGGUUCUCGGGGUGGGUUGGCUCGUCGAAGAGCCAGGAAGCCACGUCGGAAAAUGCUGUGGAUGUUGUGCGAACAGAAGGCACCUCUAUAAUUGUGCGAGAGCUAGAGGCGCUGAAGUCCCAGUAUCCCGGGCAGGUCAUUGUGGAUUACUAUCUGGAUGAAGAAAACACGUUCAUAACAAAGGAGGAUAUUCGAUGUGCUAUUGCACCAGCGUCGACAAGCGACCCUCGUGAGAGCAAGAGCAAAUUGAUUUUGGUUUCCGGUCCUGAGGGGUUCAUCAGUUACAUGGCUGGGUCCAAGCUGUGGGCGCAAGGUCAGGAACUUCAGGGGCCCCUGAAAGGAGUCAUCAAGGAACUGGAUCUCAAAGACUGGGGUGUGUGGAAGCUCUGA